CGUCGCGACGCCCCCGCCCCGUCCUCUGCCCGCCUGCCCGCACCGCCCCCCUGGAGCCGGCCGGCCGGCCAGGAGCCAGGCCGAGUCCUCGCCAUGCUUGUUCGAUUGCUGCUGCUGGCAUUGCUGUUACCCGGCCCCGGGGUUUUUGGGAGUCCCAGCACUGUGACACUUCCUGAAACCUUGCUGUUUGUGUCAACAUUGGAUGGAAGCCUGCAUGCCGUCAGCAAGAGGACAGGCUCCAUCAAAUGGACUUUAAAAGAAGAUCCAGUCCUGCAGGUUCCAACACACGUGGAAGAGCCUGCCUUCCUCCCAGAUCCCAAUGACGGCAGCCUGUACACGCUUGGGGGCAAGAACAAUGAAGGCCUGACGAAACUUCCCUUUACGAUCCCUGAGUUGGUGCAGGCAUCUCCGUGCCGAAGUUCAGAUGGCAUUCUCUACAUGGGUAAAAAGCAGGACAUUUGGUAUGUUAUUGACCUCCUGACUGGGGAGAAGCAGCAGACCCUGUCGUCAGCCUUUGCAGACAGCCUCUGCCCAUCAACCUCUCUUCUGUAUCUGGGGCGAACAGAGUACACCAUUACCAUGUACGACACCAAGACCCGCGAGCUGCGCUGGAACGCCACCUACUUCGACUACGCGGCCGCGCUGCCUGAGGACGACGGGGACUACAAGAUGUCCCACUUUGUGUCCAAUGGCGAUGGGCUGGUGGUGACGGUGGACAGCGAGUCCGGGGACGUCCUGUGGAUCCAGAACUACGCUUCCCCCGUGGUGGCCUUUUACAUCUGGCAGCGCGAGGGUCUGCGGAAGGUGAUGCACAUCAACGUCGCCGUGGAGACCCUGCGCUACCUGACCUUCAUGUCGGGGGAGGUGGGGCGCAUUACCAAGUGGAAGUACCCCUUCCCCAAGGAGACGGAGGCCAAGAGCAAGCUGACGCCCACCCUGUAUGUGGGGAAAUACUCCACCAGCCUCUAUGCCUCCCCCUCGAUGGUACACGAGGGCGUCGCCGUUGUGCCCCGGGGCAGCACCCUUCCUUUGCUGGAAGGCCCCCAGACCGACGGUGUCACCAUUGGGGACAAAGGGGAGUGUGUGAUCACGCCCAGCACGGACCUGAAGUUCGACCCCGGGCUCAAAGGAAAGAGCAAGCUCAACUACCUGCGGAACUACUGGCUGCUCAUUGGACACCACGAAACCCCACUGUCGGCGUCCACCAAAAUGCUGGAGCGCUUCCCCAACAACCUGCCCAAACACCGGGAGAACGUGAUUCCUGCUGACUCGGAGAAGAAGAGCUUUGAGAAGGUCAUCGACCUGGUUGACCAGACUUCAGAAAACGCACCUACCACGGUUUCUCCGGCCGUGGAAGAGAAGUUCGAUCGUGCCCCUGCCAAGCCCGAGGCCCCCGUGGACUCCGUGCUCAAGGACAUGGCCACCAUCAUCCUGAGCACCUUCCUGCUCAUCGGCUGGGUGGCUUUCAUCAUCACCUACCCCCUGAGCAUCCACCAGCAGCGGCAGCUCCAGCACCAGCAGUUCCAGAAGGAACUGGAGAAGAUCCAGCUCCUGCAGCAGCAGCAGCUGCCCUUCCACCCGCCCGGGGAUGCAGCACAGGACACCGAGCUCCAGGACUCGUCCGGCCAGUACUCAGAGAGCUCGGCCACCAGCAGCCCCAACACGUCCCCCCGAGCCUCCAACCACUCGCUCCACUCCACCGGCUCCACCUCCAAGGCUGUCACCAGCCCCUUCCUGGAGCAGGACGACGAGGAUGAGGAGAGCAGCAUGGUGAUGGUUGGGAAAAUCUCCUUCUGUCCAAAGGAUGUCCUGGGCCACGGAGCUGAGGGCACGAUUGUGUACCGGGGCAUGUUUGACAACCGCGACGUGGCCGUCAAGAGGAUCCUCCCCGAGUGCUUCAGUUUCGCGGACCGUGAGGUCCAGCUGCUGAGAGAGUCGGACGAGCACCCAAACGUGAUCCGCUACUUCUGCACCGAGAGGGACCGGCAGUUCCAGUACAUCGCCAUCGAGCUGUGCGCGGCCACGCUGCAGGAGUACGUGGAGCAGAAGGAUUUCGCCCACCUCGGCCUGGAGCCCAUCACUCUGUUGCAGCAGACCACCUCGGGCCUGGCCCACCUGCACUCCCUCAACAUCGUUCACAGAGACCUGAAGCCCCACAACAUCCUCCUCUCCAUGCCCAACGCACACGGCAGGAUCAAGGCCAUGAUCUCCGACUUCGGCCUCUGCAAGAAGCUGGCCGUGGGCAGGCACAGCUUCAGCCGCCGCUCGGGGGUGCCAGGCACCGAAGGUUGGAUCGCCCCGGAGAUGCUAAGCGAAGACUUCCAGGAGAACCCCACCUACACGGUGGACAUCUUCUCCGCGGGCUGCGUCUUCUACUACGUGAUAUCUGAGGGCAGCCACCCCUUUGGCAAGUCCCUGCAACGCCAGGCCAACAUCCUCCUGGGUGCCUACAGCCUUGACUGCCUACACCCUGAGAAGCAUGAGGACGUCAUUGCCCGGGAGUUAAUAGAGAAGAUGAUCGCCAUGGACCCCCAGAAGCGCCCAUCAGCGAAGCAUGUGCUGAAACACCCUUUCUUCUGGAGCCUGGAAAAGCAGCUCCAGUUCUUCCAGGACGUGAGUGACCGGAUAGAGAAGGAGGCCCUGGACGGCCCGAUAGUGAAGCAGCUGGAGCGCGGCGGGCGGGCCGUGGUGAAGAUGGACUGGCGGGAGAACAUCACCGUCCCCCUGCAGACAGAUCUGCGGAAAUUCAGAACUUAUAAAGGCAGUUCGGUCCGAGAUCUCCUCCGAGCCAUGAGGAAUAAGAAGCACCACUACCGGGAGCUGCCCGAGGAGGUGCAGGAGACGCUGGGCGCCCUCCCCGACGACUUCGUGCGCUACUUCACCUCCCGCUUCCCCCACCUGCUCUCGCACACCUACCGCGCCAUGGAGCUGUGCCGCCACGAGAGGCCCUUCCAGCCCUACUACCACGAGCCCCCCGAGCCCCAGCCCUCCGUGACUGCAGAUGCCCUUUGAGCCGGGCGGCCUCCACGCUGGUGGCCUCGCUGGGACUGAGGGCCUGGUCUCUACGAGCUGCAGCCCGGUGCCUCCCGGCCGAGCAGGGAGACCAGGCCCUGAAGCCAAGUGCCUUGAGCCGCCCGCUCCGCAGACAGCAGGGGAGGAUGCCAACCCUAGGCAGGGCAAGAGGUGAUUCCUCCCCACCCCCCCAACCUGCGGAGGAGCUGGGAAGACACUGGUCAUGAAAGCUGGAACAUCGGGGGAUGUUUGCAAAGGAGGACCAGUCCCAGAGGCAGAGAGGAGCACCGUCUGUCUUCUCCUGGAUAUACUCGCUUCAGACUUGCAUUUCUUUUAAAACUCCCUGUCUGAUGCUGGCCUGUAGGCCUUUAAGGAAGAGAGAUUAGGGACCCCUCCGUGUUGCCUGCAUGCUGGGUCCAGAAGCACCCUCUCUUGGACCAGCUAGGCCGAGCUGUACCAAGUGUGGCCCCUGCUAGGAGCAGGGCCCUGGAGGAGAGGGUCCCUGGGAGAGGGAGGGCCUUCAGAGGGUGUCAUCCCUGGGGAUCAGAGACACUGUGUACCCACAGGCUCCCAGGUCACUGUGACCAGCAUUUCCUCUGGGGGCAGCAAGAACCUUGAGCAUAGGGGUGCGGUGAGGGGACAGGCCAGCCCGGCACUCUGAAAGGCGAGGCUGUGUCUGCAGGUCUCACAGACACUGAGAGGAUGCCGUGGCCCCGGGCACUGGUGGCCUGAACGGGGGCCCUUGGUGGGUCCGUGCCUUGGGCACUUGGGGUUAUUUAGGAGCAUCUGGGGGCAAGAGGGGAUAAGUCCCCUGGCCAUGAGGGGUAGAAGCUCAGACCCGGGCAGAGACAGGCCAGAGGGGCCGGAGGGGACAUUCAGGGCCCACCAGGGCGUCCUGGCCAGCGGGCAGGCAGUGAGGCCACUCUGUCCCUGGGGCCAGCAGGACGGGCCAGGGGGUUGAGAGCCGAGGCCAGAGUCACCACACACUUUGUGCAGGCUUUUAUGUUUCUCCUGGCAGAUUUUAAUAACUUUUUAUUUUGAUCAUACCGUAGAAUGCUACGUUAGUGUGAGCUAAACUGAACUUGAAGCUUACUCAUGAAGAAGCAAUGCAAGAAACAGAAUAAUACAUCUUCUAUUUUGUGGGGCACGGAAAGCCCCAUCCUCUGGUUCUCUAACGCUGAAGAGUGAAACAGCAUGGCCACACUAUGUACGUGUGUGACACAACCUCAAAAUCCCACUCUCCAAAUCAUGUCAAUACCAUGGGGUUUUUCCCCCCAAAAUUGAUACAAUGUUUAACGUUAGUUUUAGUCAAAAAUUUCUCUCUUUUCUCUGCCGAAAGCCCUUAGAGGUUUACUACAGUCAGGAUACAGGUGAGGAAGCAUUUUCUGAGGACCUUCUCUAGCCAGUCGGACGGAUCACUGCAGUUCGGUCCUGGUGAACUCAGAGACUCCGCUCGGGAGAAAGAAUGUUACUAUCAAUUUUCUCUUUAACUGACAGAGAGAAAUCACUGUUUCUUCUCCUCACAAGAUGUUUUCUGGCAGUGGAUUUGAGCAAGAGCCAGUCACCAACAUACUCAUUCUGCCUUCAGUGAAUUCAACUCCCUUCCUUUCCAUCUGCCUAAAGUCAUCCUCUCUCUCUCUCUUUUAAAAUUAUCCUGCAUCUUUAAACCUCAUCCAUUGCCUCACUUAGACCUGGGAACCCAGCAUCCUUGGUCGGCAUCAUGCCUCGUACCAUGCUGUCCGUUUUUCAGGAACACGGAAGACCAACGUCUUUCUUCUCCCAGCUCUGAUGCUCCCGGGCCAGCCCCUCCCCAGCUGCUCUCAUACGGCUCUGCAGGUUGCUUUGCCGCCAGGGCAGAUGAUGAGACUGGUCGAGGUGGAGAAGGAGAAAGUACCACGAGUGAUUUAAAGGACUGUCUCUCUGUUUUGGCCCCUCUUGCCUCCAGGACAGCUUUUUUUUUUUAACUGCCUUUUCUGCUUGUGGUACUGGUUUUUAACCCUCCAACUGUCUCAAACUCGCUUAUUCACUGUAUUUUAUUUGAGCACUUCUAUAUGUGCUGGACAGGAUAUUGGGUGCCACAGACACAGGUGAACAAAACAGGCCAAACCUCGGCUUUCGCACGAGCCAGUGGUAGAGAGUGGACAGGGAGUAAAUACCAGCACUGCGAAGAAAACGCGGAGGUGGGGAAGGGCGUGCGUCUGGGGUUGGCACCCAGCAGAUCGCCUUCUGUUCAUCUUCUCUCCGUCACCCUUGGGAACCCAGGCACCCAUAAGUCUUCCCAAGUGGCCUGUAGAGGGCUUGUGUGGGUGCCCAUCAUGAUGACACCUCGGGCACCAUCUGGUUUAUCUUGUCCUGGUCUCUAGAGUUCUGGUUUCCUGUUGUUUUGGGCAGGGUUCUGCAGUCGGCCACGUCCUGUCACAGCUGAGCCGUUGCUCUGAUCUUCUGUACGAUUCCUGGAAGGCUGAGUUUUCACAAGUACACCAUCUUUAUCAUCUUUUUUUUUUUUAAUUUAUUUAUGGCUGUGCUGAGUCUUCGCUGCUGCACACACACGGGCUUUCUCUACUUGUGGCAAGCAGGGGCUGCUCUCGCUGAGGUCACCAGCUUCUCAUCGAGGUGGCUUUUCUUGCAGAUUACAGGCUGUAGGGUGCACAGGCUUCAUAAGCGCUUCAGUUAGUUGCCCCGAGGCAUAUGGAACUUCCCCAGACCAGGAGUCGAGCCCAUGUCCCCUGCAUUGGCAGACAGGUUCUUAUCCACUGGACUACCAGGGAAGUCCUGUCUCAUCUUUAAGACAGAAUUUAGUCACAUCUGUUAGGAAUCCCAAGGACACCAUCAUCUCUUUAAAUCUCGUAUUGAACCUUGUGUUGAAUCUGUCCUUGGCACACCUGCCAGAAUUCUCUUGCUGCUUCUUGAGUCCUUUUAACUUCAGUUUUUGAAGAGCUCCACCUGUCACGGGCUCCAGAGCGUCUGCAAUCACAGGUGUUAGGUGAUGCCACUAAAGCACCUGAUGUCUCAUGCAUGCCACCCUGGCACCAAGUUCCUCUCCCAUCUCCCCCUUUCUCAGUGUGGUAGUCCUUGUCGGCUCUCCCCAGGGAGACAUCAUUCCCACCCCUUACACAUCUUUCAGUGGGAGAUCCAGCAGUUAGCAGGCCCAGUUAAGUGCUUCCUUCCUACCAACUUGAGAAGAAAGUUCCUUAUCAGAGCUCACCCUGAUCCUUUGAGUGAGGUUUUGUGUGAAUGCCAUUCGUUUAUCACCACAGUGAAAGAGAAGAACUGGGGUCGGGUCUGACAUCGAAGAUGGGAGGGGGCGUUGGGGUCAUAGAGUUUUCUCCUCUUGGACGCUUUCUUCUCCAAAGCUGAACCACGGCCAGGCUUGGCUUUGCUGGGACUGUUCUCAUUGUGUGUCUCUGUUCAUCGGAUCCUCAGCCUUGAGGUCAUCCGGGACGUGGGCUGGUUCCGUUUUCACAGCCUUCUGUGGAAGGGCUGGGGGACAGAGCACAGCAUACCUGGAGGGAGCCUCUCUCUCUUCUCUUGAGCUUUCUCCCUGAUCGUUCAGCUUCUGAAAUCCCUCUUCUUCGUAUUUCCCAGUGUUUCUUUUCCUUGGCCACCCUUCACCAUCCUGGAGUAGUUUCUUCAGUUGACUGAUCCUUUGGGUGAGGUUCUGUCUGUGUGAAUGCCAUUCAUUUAUCACUUCAGUGAAAAAGAUGAACUGAUGGCUGGUCUGACGUCAGAGAUGAGAGGGGGGUCCUUUGGGUUGCAGAGCUUUCUCCUCUUGGACGCUUCUUUCUCCGAAGUUGGCCCGGGGCCAGGCGUGGGCUUCCCGGGGCUGAUAUCAUUUGUGUAUCGCUGUGCACAUCGAGCUUGCCUGGAAGUAAGUCUCCAGGUGUCCUGUCCAGAUGAGCCGGAAUUCCACCUUCCAGGGUUGGACCGUCAUCAUUCUUUGGGUUUCUUUUUUUUUUUUUAGACCAUUACCUUUUAAACCAAAGAGUCUACUUUUUGUAUAUUUGGUUUGCUCUGUGAAUCAGUGAUUUCCCAUGAGUAACUGGUUCCAAUUCUUGUAUCAGGACUUAAAUCCUCUCUGUAUUCUUGGAAAACCACAAAGACAGCAUCCAAAAUGAGCCUCCCCACUGGAGCAGCCUUAACCAACACUUCCAGCCAAAGUCCCCACCCCGCUCACCUCACCCCCUGUUCUCGAGUGUCCAGUAUUCCUUUUCAGUGUCCCAGAAGCUGUGACGGGGGCGUCCCCACUGACCUAGAAAGCAUUACCAGUCGAUUCUGCCACAUUCUCAGAUGCUCACUUUAUGUAGUAUUCUUUUUGCAAUGACCUAUUUAUUGAACCUAUUUAUAUUUAUUUAAUUUUUACUCUGAGGUGUAGCCAGUGACAGUUGCACCUGCUUAAAGCACAGCAGGUUUGCUUUGGAUAAACACCCCUGACCACUUUAAAGCUGGAAAAGUUAUACUGUAUCCUUCCAUGGGAUGGAUGCCUUACAGUAGUUUUGUCAUUAAAGGGUGAAUAAUUUGGUCAGGGUAAAAAUGUUCAUUUUAAAGUGAUUUUUUUAAAAAAAAUUCUGUGCCAUUGUGUCUUCUCUGUGGAUGGUUAAUUGUUUCAUGGGUAUGUGUUAAUCGUGUGAUACAAUCCUCUUUGUGGAACCUAAAAGUCCUCUUUUUAGCUUUAUAUUUUAUAAACUGCCAGAUUGUACUAUUUUUAUGUGUAUUUUUAAAGGUUGAUGAUGUGAGGGUAAUUAUCUACGUUAAACAGCCUAUUUUUGUACCUCCUGUACAGUUUUAUAACUCUGCUGAUCAAUGAUGGCACCUUACGCUGAG
Messenger RNA from Budorcas taxicolor (takin), 7833 nucleotides. RefSeq names its product endoplasmic reticulum to nucleus signaling 1 (gene ERN1). The transcript is spliced from 22 exons. Gene Ontology annotation, molecular function: ATP binding; protein serine/threonine kinase activity; RNA endonuclease activity. The coding region runs from base 94 to 3012 and encodes 972 amino acids. Gene Ontology annotation, cellular component: IRE1-TRAF2-ASK1 complex. Gene Ontology annotation, biological process: IRE1-mediated unfolded protein response; protein phosphorylation; mRNA processing. The record is from RefSeq and is a predicted model, not a curated record. Lineage: Eukaryota; Metazoa; Chordata; Mammalia; Artiodactyla; Bovidae.